This is a messenger RNA of Closterium sp. NIES-67, 1851 nucleotides long. The record is from the annotation of a GenBank genome assembly. NCBI's taxonomy places the organism in Eukaryota, Viridiplantae, Streptophyta, Zygnematophyceae, Desmidiales, Closteriaceae.
CGAUACUAAGCCCAGUUUCCCUUCUCUCAUGCUCCCCAAUAGUUGUUGGAUCCAACGGAUCGUUCUCGGUCAGCAUUGGUUCUCGCCGAAGCCAUGGCGGUUGUCGUGAGCAGUGAUCCCGCAGCGAUCGCUAGAGCCUUGCGCCACAAUGCCUCCCUCGUUAGCGGCAGCGCCCCCCCGCGUCGUGGCACUGCCGCCAACAGAGAAGUGCGUUUCGCAGCGCGCGGCAGUGCCAGGGCUGUGUGCGGAGUCCCCUCGAGUUCAUCGAUCGUCGCUGCUCGAGCCGGCCACGGUCCUUGCAGCCAGUCCGCCCGCGAUGCCACGCGGGCAGCGCCCUCCCACCAGCCGGCCCGAUCCGUCGAGUCGAGGCGGUCCCCUGCCGACCGUUGGCUGAUCGGCGACGCGCAGUCCGCCGCCGUCUCGCCGUUCGUGGAGGUGAGGGACGCGCGUCCCUGGGACUGGCGGGUGGCGGACGGCGACGGGCAACGGGCAGCAGCGUCGGAUGGCGAGUGGAGGGGGGGGGAGAAAGCAGCCGACGAGUGCCGAUCUCGCGUGCUACCCGGAGUGGAUGGCGCGCUGCAGCUGCUGGCUCACGCUGACGCUGCGAUGACGUCAGAUUUCGCUCCAAACCCUGAGCCACGCACGGCCGUAGAUUCAGAGCCGCGCGGUUCCAAGGAACGCGAGGCGGUUGAGGGGCUGACUUGGAGCGAGCGGCUCAGGCUGGCUGCAGAGGCCGGGGAGGACGACGACGUGGACGACAUUCCCGAGGUGGACAUCGCGGAUCGCCUGCCCGAGCUGCGGGAGAUGCUGCAGCUGCUGCGCGCGAAGGCGCAGAGCGGGGCGGGGCAGCAGCAGGGGCGGGCGCAAGGGGAGGGUGGGCCGCGCGGCGAGGGGCCGGGGAAUGUGUUUCUCGUGGGCACCGGGCCGGGCGACCCCGACCUGCUCACUCUGAAGGCGGUGCGCGCGCUGCAGUCCGCGGACCUGGUGCUCUACGACCGCCUCGUCUCGCCCGCCAUCCUGCGCCUGGCGGCGCCGUCCGCGCGCCUGCUGUACGUGGGCAAGGCGGCGGGGUACCACACGCGCACGCAGGCGGAGAUCCUGCACCUGCUGCUCGCCUUCGCGGAGGCGGGCGCCGCCGUGGUGCGGCUCAAAGGAGGGGACCCGCUGGUGUUCGGGCGGGGGGGCGAGGAGAUGGAGUACCUGCAGGCGCAGGGCAUCCGCGUGCAGAUCGUGCCGGGCAUCACCGCCGCUUCCGGCAUUGCUGCUGAGCUGGGCGUGCCCCUCACGCACAGAGGCGUUGCCAACAGUGUGCGGUUCCUGACGGGCCACAAGCGCAAGGGAGGCGACGACCCCCUGUACGCAGCCACCACAGCCGCAGAUCCCGACGCCACCCUCGUGGUCUACAUGGGGCUCGCCACACUGCCCGCUCUUGCCGCCCGCCUGCUGGCUAAUGGGUUGCCGACGAGCACUCCUGCUGUGGCUGUGGAGCGAGGCACAACGGCGGCUCAGCGCACUGUUUUUGCCACGUUAGAGGAUUUGCCAGCAGCUGUGUCAACGGCCCAACUGGUGUCACCCACUCUCAUUGUCAUUGGCCAAGUUGUUGCCCUCUCCCCCUCCUGGCCCUUUGCCUCAACCACGUCCGCCAAUAUAAGAGUUGCGCCUAGCCUAGAAGAGCCUAGAGAUAGGCGGCUGAGAGGGCCAGAUCCUCUCGUGCCAAGCCAACAAAUCAGGCAUGGGGAGGGUGCAUAAGGAGGAAACAGAUGCGUUGUUAUUUGUGUGCUUGUUAUGCGGAUGUCAAGUUAUGUGAUCAGUGUACUGCACAAUGUAAGCCGGUUAAACCGUAACGUUGAC